Hypomesus transpacificus is the source of this 2653-nucleotide messenger RNA. RefSeq names its product butyrophilin subfamily 1 member A1-like. Gene Ontology annotation, molecular function: protein binding. The record is from RefSeq and is a predicted model, not a curated record. NCBI's taxonomy places the organism in Eukaryota, Metazoa, Chordata, Actinopteri, Osmeriformes, Osmeridae. The coding region runs from base 190 to 1986 and encodes 598 amino acids. The transcript is spliced from 11 exons.
CCAUGAACAGUAACAAUAACAACAGCAGUAAGAGGAGUCUUUAAUGUUGGGAUCAGAUGAGUACAAGGUAGCACUACAGGUGAUCAGACUGUCAGCAUUACUGUCAGACACAUACAGAACCUGCUGGAGCACAGAGAGGAGGCUGAUGGGGAAACCAGAGUUUUAUAAAGCGAGUGCUCCACGUUCUGGAUGUUGUCCUCAGGAAUGAUGCUGAACCUGCCUGGCUGUGUGUUCUGGGGGAUUCUCCUACUGCUCCACACAGCAGACUGCGGAAGGUUUGAUAUUAUUGUGCCACGUAAUCAAAUUCUUGCUGAAGUUGGUGAAACAAUCAUUCUGCCAUGUUACAUCAAGUCCCGGAUCAGUGCUGAGAACAUGAUAGUAGAGUGGGUCAGACAAGGCCGUUUCGUCCAUCGUUACAGAGAAGGCAGAGAUGACAAUGAGAAUCAGGAUCCAUCCUUCAGGACGAGAACAGCUCUGUUUAUAGAGGAACUGAAGACAGGCAUUGUGUCCUUGAAGCUGCUCCGGGUUAAAGGCACUGAUGAAGGAAGUUACAAUUGUUCUGUUAUGUCACCAACCAUGAAUUGGCAGGAUGAUUCGAACAUCAAAGUCGAUGUUAAAGCUGUAGGAUCUCAUCCACUGGUCUCCAUUGAGGGACACAGAGGGACAGGGAUGGGUCUGGUGUGUGAGACACAAGGCUGGUACCCUGAACCACAGAUGGAGUGGCUGAACAGUAAAGGAGUCCCACUCUCUGCUGAUCCUCCAGAGACGACCACAGACUCUGUGGGUCGCUACACACUCAUACUGAGGGUCAUUGUUCAAAAGACAGAUAGAAACCGCUUUAACUGUAGAGUGCAACAGAAAUACAUGGAGAUAGAUGGGACGGCAUGGAUUUAUGUUCCUGAUGCACUGUUUUAUCAAGAUCACACAUGGAAGUGGGUCUUGGCUGUGGUGUUCGGUGUCUCUACCUUAGCAUUAGCUGUGGUCAUCUGUUUCCUGGUGAAAAGAAAUAGACAUCAAACAUCAAUCAUUCAUGAGAAGGAUAAAAUCAUUAAGAAAAAUGAAAACCUUUCAAGACAGCUGGAUCUGGUAAACACAAAGGGGUACCAAGAUUAUGAAGUCGUCAGACGUCAUGCAGUGGAAGUGACUCUAGACCCUGAAACUGCACAUCCCAGACUCAUCCUGUCUGCUGAUGGGAAACAAGUGAGAUAUGGAGUUGAACAACAGAAUCUUCCUAAGACCCUAAAGAGGUAUGACAGAUGUCCUGAUGUCCUUGGAAGACAGGGCUUCUCCUCAGGGAAGUUCUACUAUGAGGUGCAGGUCAAUAACAAGACUGAGUGGCAUUUAGGAGUAGCUAAAGAGACCUGCCAGAGGGUUGGGGAAGUUUUUCUGAGAUCGGAUAAAGGAUACUGGACUAUUAGACGGAGGAAAGGUAAAUACCAGGCUACGACUGACAUCCUUUUCCACCUCCACCUGAGCCAGGAGCCCCAGAAGGUGGGGGUGUUUGUGGACUAUGAGGAGUGCACGGUGUCCUUCUACAAUGUGGAGGCCAAGUGUCAUAUCUACUCUUUCACUGGCUGUUGCUUCCAAGAGAAACUUCAUCCAUUCUUCAGCCCGGGUUUUCCAGAUGACUCUGGUGAGAACUCCGAUCCUCUGAUUAUCUGUCCUGUAGACGAUGUUAAAACUGAAUCCCCUCACCUGUCUGAAUCUCAUACAGAUUUAUCUGAUUCAGCUCACCGGUCUGAAUCUCAAGCAGAUUUAUCUGAUUCAGCUCACAUGUCUGAAUCUCAAGCAGUUGAAUCUGAUUCAGCUCACCUGUCUGAAUCUCAAGCAGUUGAAUCUAAUUCAGCUCACCUGUCUGAAUCUCAAACAAAUGAAUCUCAUUCAGGUCAGCAGUCAUUACUGAAUCAAGGUCACCAAUCUGAAUCCAGUGAGGAAAUAAACGAGUCAGUGCGUUUACUGGAGCAGUCGGCUUCUUAUAAAGUGUGAUGUGUGUUAGAGCUUGUUAGCAGGUCAGUGUGUUAGAGCUUGUUAGCAGGUCAGUGUGUUAGAGCUUGUUAGCAGGACAGUGUGUUAGUAAAUACAUGAAUGUAAAGACCACGUUCCCUCCUCCUGGGUCUCUACUCUAUCCUGUCCAAACCAUCCUCAUGUUUUAUAUACAUGGUUUCAUUUAUGGAGGAUGAAUGUUACAUUUCUGUUGAUAAAUGUAUAGUGUUUGUAUUUUCACUUUAUUCUAUGGUUUAAGAAUAAUUUUCUUACAGCUCCCAUACAGUACUGUAUAGAUCAUGUAUAGUACUGUAUGGAUCAUGAACUGUAUUGUAUGGAUCAUGUACCAUAUAUGUUUUUUUUUUUGGUUUUGGGAAAAAAACGUUUUAAAAGGUUUACUAAAUAUUCAAAACAAAAUAAGGUUCGGGAGAAAAAGUUUGGAAGGUUGAAAAAAUAUUUUCAAAAAAGAAAAAAAAAAAUAUAUAUAAGGUUUGCUUCAAUGUACUUGAUGAGGACUCUACUAUACUCCACUUUACUGUACUCUACUAUAUUUGACUAUACUCUGUACUCUGCCAGGCUUCUUUGUUCCUCCUCGCUCCUCUUAUUUCACUACGUGUGAAAAAAAAGUUUUGAAAGGUUGACUAAAUCAAUUUAAAUAAAAUGUUUACAA